UGCGACUUAUCAAGUUUACUCUUUACGUGAUAAAAUAUAGAAAAUAAUACUGUGAAAAUGAAGCGGUUACUGAUUGUCCUUGCCUUAUGUGCACUCACAGCUGCCAUGGUCCCCAGGGAAAGGCGAGCGCUAAAUACAGAAGAGGAGCCCGCACCUCGACCAACCACCACCGCAAAGCCUAAAGAGAUCUGCCAAAGACAUACUCCCUGCGCCUGGUCUGUCUACAAACCUUUCACCAAAAUCAUUGAGUACAACAUCACUAAUACAUACUGCGAGUGUAGUCCGGACAGAGCGUGUCAGAUAGAAGAAGAUGACACUUCAGUCAAUUCCUACAUCCUCCGCUGCUUGCCCCUGGAGCAGCAGGAGACAUCUGAAAGCUAAGACUCGCCCCUACGGCGCACAUGCCCCACCGACGCAGCUUUUUCACGCAGCGAUACUUAGUAGGAAAUAAGUGAAAUAAUGGACAGAGCCUAGCCUUAAGAUACACGAGUACAUAUAAAUGACACAACGCGUAACGGUGAUCGAUUUUUAACGGUUCGUUACGUGUACAGAAUGGUAGUAAAACCUAAAGUAGAAUUUGAAGUAGUUCUAUAAAUCAUAAUAUACAACAUAACCUUUUGUAAAUUUGUAUGGAAAAGCGAAAUUUAUUUGUUUACAUUUCCAACUAAAGUUGUGUCGGAAUAAUACAAUCUCCGGUAAUAACACUUUGUCCGGAUAUACAGACUCUCUACGUACUAAAGAUGUCACAAAAUUAUAAGGUAUGAUUCGAAAUUUGAUAUAAGACAAGACAGUAUGGUAACU
This is a messenger RNA of Hyposmocoma kahamanoa, 801 nucleotides long. RefSeq lists its product as uncharacterized. Bases 58 to 381 code for a protein of 107 amino acids. Lineage: Eukaryota; Metazoa; Arthropoda; Insecta; Lepidoptera; Cosmopterigidae. The transcript has 3 exons. The record is from RefSeq and is a predicted model, not a curated record.